AUGGAACUAAAAAUCACAGCGACCUCUCUGACGCUGACCACUCAAAGCUCACAUUCGCACAAAUGGCAAGUCUUUUACAGAAAGUGUGUGGUGAUGGUGGUGGUGGCGAAGGAGAAUGUUCCACCUCAGUGUCUUUCUCUGGGUACCCUGUGGGCUGUGGUUUAUUCUGUAAAGGGGACAAAACGCUAA
Molecule: messenger RNA, 189 nt
Organism: Knipowitschia caucasica
Lineage: Eukaryota; Metazoa; Chordata; Actinopteri; Gobiiformes; Gobiidae
Source: the annotation of a GenBank genome assembly